AUGGUGGGAGAGAAGUUGUUGCUCAGGGUUUCACCCAUGAAGGGUGUUAUGAGGUUCGGGAAGAAUGACAAGUUGAGCCCUCGAUGUAUUAGCCUUUUUGAGGUGCUUAAGAGGAUUGGAGAGGUGGCUUACCAGCUUGCAUUGCCACCUAGUCUAUCGAGUGUUCACCUAGUGUUUUAUGUUUCCAUGAUCCAGAAGUAUUUCGGUGAUUCGUAUCAUGUUUUGGACUUUAGAACGGUUCACUUAGAUGGGGAUUUGACUUAUGAUGUGGAGCCGGUGGCCAUUUUGGAUCAACAUGUUCCAAAGUUGAGAUCAAGAAUAUAG
Messenger RNA from Nicotiana attenuata, 324 nucleotides. RefSeq lists its product as uncharacterized. The transcript has a single exon. Lineage: Eukaryota; Viridiplantae; Streptophyta; Magnoliopsida; Solanales; Solanaceae. The record is from RefSeq and is a predicted model, not a curated record. The coding region runs from base 1 to 324 and encodes 107 amino acids.